Molecule: messenger RNA, 957 nt
Organism: Purpureocillium lilacinum
Lineage: Eukaryota; Fungi; Ascomycota; Sordariomycetes; Hypocreales; Ophiocordycipitaceae
Biological process (GO): spindle assembly
Cellular component (GO): cytosol; HAUS complex
Source: RefSeq, a predicted model, not a curated record
AUGGCCCAUCACCUCUCCCGUCAAGCCGCCCUGCAGCAUGAGGAUGCAUCCGGACCCGCCAUCUUCUCGCCCUCGGUUGCGCGCAUCGCCGCUUCCACCGCCCGCGACUGGGCCUACGUCGACUCUUGGCUCGCGUCCAAGCUCCCUGCUGGCCGGGCCCCGCCGUCCUUUGAACGCAACAGCGAGACGCUCAAGGCCCUGCUGAGUCUGUCCGCCCACAACGAGGCCGCCGACGACGAGCGCCUAUUGCUCGCUCGAGCUGAUGACGCCGCCCUCGACGAGCUGCGGACCCACCACCAGUCGCUGCCCCAGGGUGGCCUGCUGCCUCAGCAGUCGCUCCAGGCCAAUGUGCUCGCGGCCGUUGAGGAGGGCAUGCCCAAGGAGGGUGCCAGUGCCCUUGGGUCCCUGGCCCGGCUGGCAGUCUUGGCAGGGGACGCGGAAGCAGAUCCUCAGGGCCUCGCGCGCUCCAUAGUCGCCUUGCAAGCUUCCCUGUUCGAUACGGAGCAGAUGGCUGCGCGCGUCGAAGCCGUUCUUCACCACGCCGAGCGGGCGGCCGGCGAGGCAGCUGACCUCUUGAACAACCUGCAAGAUCAGUCUUACCGGCCCCCCUCGGACAUGGCCAAGCGCAAUCUGGACCUGCAGCGUAGCAUCAAGGUGGUUUCCUCGGCCCCGCCGCCGGAGCACACUGACCGUACCGCCGCCGCCGACUCUUCGCCCCUGCCCCAUCCUACCGUCGAAGACGUCGCCGACCAGGAGCACCACCUUUUCGAGCUGCUUGCACGGAGGAGAGAGCUCGAGCACCAAAUGGCCGCCUUCGCUGGCCUGCCCAGCGACCCAGACAUGGCACGGAGCGAGGUUGACGCGCUUCGCCGUCAGCUGCGGGCCGUCACCUCACAUCGUGAUGCCGCCUUCGAAGAUCUGAUGGACCGUGACAGUCCCGUGAAGCGCCGUACAUAA